This is a messenger RNA of Rhipicephalus sanguineus (brown dog tick), 4683 nucleotides long. Its product is annotated as phospholipid-transporting ATPase ABCA3-like. The record is from RefSeq and is a predicted model, not a curated record. Gene Ontology annotation, biological process: lipid transport; transmembrane transport. The transcript is spliced from 17 exons. Gene Ontology annotation, cellular component: intracellular membrane-bounded organelle; membrane. Bases 1 to 4683 code for a protein of 1560 amino acids. NCBI's taxonomy places the organism in Eukaryota, Metazoa, Arthropoda, Arachnida, Ixodida, Ixodidae. Gene Ontology annotation, molecular function: lipid carrier activity; ATP binding; ABC-type transporter activity.
AUGCGCACCAAUCAACAGACUUCAUCUCUGGUCAUCGUUAUUGUCAUUCUUAUCACAUUGGUGACUGUUUUAGCCGGAGAACCGCAGGCAAGCCUGCGCGACAUUGUGGAAACACCGACUCCGGCAAAAGUGAACGUCGCCGUCGUCUCCUUCGAUGAGUACUGGAAUGAGGUCGAUAACUCAUUAACGCGUCUUCUACCGUGGCCGAGAACGACUUGGAUUUUCAAGAACGGAGGUCUCAAAGCGUAUAUCUUGAGGAACGGCGCAGCCGACAGGUUGACCGUGGCGAUAGUUCCGAGUCUCCGCGUUGACUGGCGUGAGAUUGUAGACGAUGUAGGAAGGACGUUCCAUGGAAUAUUCGUGCGUUGGAUCGCCGCUCGGGAAGACCUGACGCUUUCCUUCGUGUAUGAGCCUGUUUCGGUGCUUCCGGCUUGCAUAGCGGGUACAUCGCAUAGAAACCACACCAGUCCGGAAGAUCUCAAUUCCUACCUUCAUGGCAGUCCGCUGUUGUACGACAACCGGCCGCACGAACAGAUGGGACUCUUAAAACGCUCCACGAAAAAAACGUCUUUGAAGGGCAAGGUGAUGAAGAUCGGGUGUGUGCGGUCGAAGCAGUUCGAGGACUACGACAUUUGCUCGGUUCAUUCCUACAUUCUUGACAUGCUCGAAGCGAAGAAUGUCUCCCUGGUAUACCAACUUGCCUCUGACUGGUGGACGGCAUGGCAUGACCUGUACUGCGAGAACACCGACGUGACAGUCCUUAGCGUCCCUUUCAACGUGCAAGUGCUUGCAAUGGCGACGUACAGCGAGAUUCAGAUGGUGUCCGAAACGUUCUACGCUCUGGCGGGAAACACGCAAGCCCCGUCUCUCUUUCAAACCACACUCCGGUCCGCAUCGACUGUCGCCAUGACUGCUGCGUCACUGACAAUUUGCGCAGGUCUCCUUGUCCUCACAGGCGGCCCCCCUUUGCGCGACAGAGCGCAAUCGACGACACUGUUUCUGUACGCCGUCCUUAUGGCUACGUCAAGGCCUUUUCCUGAACACCGCAGAUGGCCGAGAGUCCAGAAUGCCCUUUGCCUGAUCUGGGUUCUAGCCAUGGUUCCGCUUUCUGAGUACUUUCGGUGCGAACUGACGUCACUGGUGACAGUCGGAGUUCCAGCGAGCAACCUGGACACGCUGGAGGAACUGGAAGCCGCCGUGGACGCGGGUGCCAUGGUACCAUGCGUUCAGACCCGGUCGGCCACUCUCGACAGCCUCACGCGCUCGGACCACCCGACGACGCUGGGGCAAAAGCUGCGCGCGUCCCUCAUGAAACACCGGGAGAAGCUUGUAAAGGACAAUGUGCGCUCUUGCAUUGAUUGCGCCAAGAAGGUGAAUGGCGUGUGCUACGCACCUCGCUGGCCGCCGUCCUUACCGGUGUUAGCCCACGUCGCUGCGUUCUACGAGAACUUCAUAACACGACCCGCCAGCUUGCCCAUUCGUAAGACAUUCCCGCUGAAAGACGCUUUCAGAGCCUUUCUGCAGCGGGUGAGAGAGGCGGACUUACUCUCUUCUCCCCAGUGCAAGAAAGAUGGGAUUUGCACGCGUCGUUCUUCAAACGCAGAGUUCGCUUCUGACACCGAGAAGCCGCUGUUCGAGUUACUCGGCUUCUUUGGAUUCUACGCGGCGCUGCUCUCGGGUACCGGUGCCAUGCCUAUGCACGGACCGGGUGGAGUUGAUAAAGCCCGGGUGGCUCAAGAGUGGUUCUUGAAUGUUGGCGUGGUGCGUUGGCCUUCCGGCUUCGAAACCGCCGGCGACGCUGGUCUGACCGCGUCGCGGUCCACGCGCUCCGCGCCUCUGCUGUGGUGCCGACAGUUGUACAUCAUCCUCUGGAAGAACGUGUACGUGAAGCGGAUCAGCCGCCACUACCUGAACACCGUGCUCGAGGUGGCACUCAUGGUGACGCUGCUUCUGGGCAUCCAGGAGGACUCGGUGACCCGGGAGCCCCUGCUGCGCCGAGGAGACACCGUGUUCGACCCGAUCAACACCUCGACCUUCUGGAACACGCAGCCUGACAUUGCCCGCAUAGACACGGUUUACUUCGCGCCGAAGGGCAAGUACCUGUCGGCGCUCACGCGCUCGGCGUUCGCCAAGCUCAACGUGCACAAAGUGAUCGAGGUGCCGACCGAGCAGCAGCUGAUCGAGGGUGCCCGCGUCGACGCCAACGGCACGCUGCCGGCCACCAGCGUGCUGCUCUUCUACACAAAUUUCGUGGGCGUCAACGACACGGCGCCCGUGCCCCUGAGCCUGCACGUGUCCCUGUUCGCGGGACGCCUGCCUUUUGAUUUGCAGGUUCUGUACCCGCAGAGGCUCAUCUCCCAGCCCGAGGGACCCGUGGCCGAAGAACGGUUCCCGGAGAUGAACACCCUCUUGCCGAUUAUGGGGGCGCUGCAGCAGCGGCACCUGGAGUUGCAGGCGGACAGCGCGAGCUACGCGCACCCCAUCGAGGAGCUGAGGCUGCAGCGCUUUCCCUACCCGGCCUACCUCGAAUACAAGGACACCAAGAACUACGCGCUCGUGCUCACCCGGUUCUGCAUCGGCAUGCUCAUCCCAUUCUCCUUCUUCGUCGCUAAACUCACCGACGAGAAGGCGACCGGCAUGAAGGAGAUGCUGCGCGUGAUCGGGCUGAGCGACUGGGUGUACUGGGUGAGCCACUACCUGAGCGGCUUCUUCAUGCACACGAUCACCGUCACCCUCAUGAUGCUCUUCCUGUGCGUCAAGAGGAACGAAGAGGGUCGCGCCUUCAUCCAAUACAGCGACCCCUUCCUGCUCUUCACUAUCCUCAUGUGUUUCUGCAGCAACUGCCAGAUGCACGCCAUACUGCUGUCCAUGUUCUUCGGCAGCCCCCAGUACGCGAUCGCCGGAGCCAUGCUCUAUUGGACCUUCAGUUGCGUGAUGCCCUUCCUCACGCUGGAGCAGGCCGGCGGCCAGGGCUACUACUAUAUACAACGGAAGGACAAGCUGUGGACCUCCAUCUUUCCCGGCAUGAGCCUCCACUGGAGCUUCCGCGUCCUCGAGCGCUUCGAGAAGUUCGUCCCCAACGGAGCCAACUGGAGCAAUUUCUACGACCAUGCCGAGACGCCGGACAACAUCACGUUGGCCGAGCUCUUGUUCGUGGGCCUGGUGUGCGACUGUACCAUCGUCUUCCUGGUGUGGUACUUGGACAACGCGCUGCACAUCGGCCCAGGCGUCUCGAAGCCAUUCCUAUUCCCAUUUCAGGCCAUCUACUGGUUUCCGAGGACGUCGACUCUUCGGGCUCCGCCCAAGUCGAUCGAGGAACAGCCGAACUUCGAGGCAGAGCCGACGGACCACCCGGUCGCCAUCGAGAUCAUCAACGUCAGCAAGGACUACGACGGCGCCGUGGCCGUGCAAGACGUCUCGAUGCGCAUCUUCGAGAACCAGAUCACUGUUCUUCUCGGACACAACGGCGCAGGGAAGACAACCCUGCUAAACAUGAUUACCGUAAGCAAAGCCUACCACUCACCGAAGGUGUGUGCUUUUAUUCCAGGAUUUUUGAACUCCAGCUCCGGCGUCCUGCUCGUGGGCGGCUACGACGUCAAGACCUGCACGAGGGAUGCGCGCGACAGUAUCGGAUACUGCACACAGUACAACAUCCUCAUCGACGACCUCACCGUCGAGGAACACCUGAUGUACUUCGCUAUCAUCAAGGGUGUCCCUCUCGACAGGGCACGAAGCGAGGUGUUCAACCUCCUGCAGGAUGUGGGUCUUCUGGAUUGGCGAACGAAUCUCGCCGUAGAUCUCUCGCUGGGACAACAGCGACGGCUAUGCACGGCAAUCGCCAUUAUAGCCACGCCGAAGGUGAUUAUCCUGGACGAACCAACAGCCAACAUGGACCCUGACAGCAGGCGAGAGAUGUGGGAGCUGCUGCUGAAGGUGCGUCGAACCUGCUCCAUAUUCCUCACCACUCAGCAUCUGGACGAAGCGGACGUGCUCGGGGACCGCAUCGUCAUCAUGGCCAACGGACAGAUCAGGUGCGCUGGCUCUCCGACUUUCCUGAAGCAGCGGUUCGGCACGGGUUACCACAUGAACAUUUACAAGCUUCCCAAUUGCAACGUGACGGCUAUCGAGGACCUGAUUCGCAAGUACGCGCCCAAGGUCAAGCUUCAGAGCGACUCUGACAACGAGGCACUCUUCACGCUGGGCCACAUCAUUGCGACCCGAAAGAUCGUCUCCAUGUUCAAGGUGCUCGAGCGCCGGAGUACCGAGCUCGGCAUCGCCUCCGUAGGCCUAACUGUGACGUCACUGGAGGACGUGUUGGUGCGCGUGGGCGAAGAGCCGAACGUCCACCAACGCAAGGUCCCAAACGUGCCGACUCCACUGAGCGAGGAGCCUUCGUUCAUCGAUGCCAAAAUGUCCGCAAUCCGGAUCAUGGCCAGCACAACAGCGACGGAACCCUCGCUGUUUGCGUGCGUCUGGGCCGUGCUGAGCAAGCGGGCCACGUACAUGUGGCGCGAGAAGAAGAUGCCCCUGUUCAGCUGGAUGCUGCCGCCCCUCCUGCUCACGCUGCUCUUCUUCCUCGAGGACGCAGGCCUACGCGGCAGCGGCUUCGACAUCGAGCACGAGGGCGACAAAGUCCGCUACACCUUCCCCGAGGUGGUCGGAGAUGCCGAGCUGAAGGUGUGA